GAUGUGACCUGAAGAUUAUAUAAUUAGAAGGCAUUUGUUAUGCUAGCGUUUCAAAUCAGUGAUUAGCAUGUGACAGUCCCAUCCUGGGAGCCACCAUUGCUCUGCUCUCUCUCCUGUCUUGCACAGUGCUAAUUCCCAACUCUAGCAACCGCCGGUGCUGAAGGAUCUUCAGCUAGCCUGGGGGUUCAGAUCAGCUGACCCACCGCAGGGCUCAUAUGUGGGCAGCUCUAAGCCAUGGGAUGUUCCCAGUGACCAGCCAGAGCCCUCCAGAGUGAGGACAGGAGUCCCUGCGAGGACGCACACCCUAUAGCAGCCAUGGACACAAACAAACACGAAGGAGGGACUGAAAGUGUGCCUGUGACUACCCCUGCAACACAGAUUUCCCAGUUGCAGGCAUUGGCCUCUGAGUUGAAGGCAGGUUUCACAGAAGCAAUGCAGGAGCUGUCACGAAUCCAGCAUGGCGAAUAUGCCCUGGAAGAGAAAGUCAAGAGCUGCCGCUGUGCCAUGGAAGAGAAAGUGGCUGAGAUGAAGAAUUCCCUCAACACGUUCAAGGAGGAGCUCAGCGAUGCCAAGUCAAUGAUUGAAGAAAUCAGUGCCAAGCAGGAGGAAAUGCAACAGAAAAUUGAGCAGCUGCAGCAAGAAAAGCGGCGGGAAUCACGGAAAAUGAAAGCUAAAAGAGCACAGAAAGAUGAUCAUGGGUCGCAGACAGUACCAACACCUCUCCAGGGCAGCCCAUUUCGAUCCAUUAACCUCCCAGAACCUGUGCUGAUUAAUGAAGAUUUUACAAGUCUUUUACACAAUGUGACUUAUGAAAAAGUGUCUGACACCAGGAUCAUGCCAAUGGGAGAAGGAGGUGUGAAAGUCAUAGCAGGUCCAGGAGCAGCUAUGGAGACAGAUGACAGCCUCAAGCCUUCCUUGGCAACAGAAGGGCAGUCAAAAAUGCAUCUGCCAUCAACAGUAUGGAAGCAGCCCAAGGACACCAAGGACUGGGGAGAUGAAUACAUUUCCAAAGAGCAACCGGAGAGAGGGAAAGACAUGGGCCAAAGCAGAUACAGCUCAGCAGACAUCAUAUGUGAACCUUCUUUGGCUGCCAAAAGGCAGAACAUCGCUUUGGAGCUGCUGGAAUCAGAAAGGAAGUAUGUCAUCAACCUUUCCCUAAUCCUGAAGAUCAAGGCCACGUUGCAAGGGCCAGAUGUGAAAAGAAGCACCAAAGAGAGAAGUUUUUUCCCCAACUCUCUGCGGUUCCUGGUCCAGCAGCAUGUGGAUUUACUUCACGCUCUGCAGGAGCGAGUCCUGAGCUGGCCACGACAAGGGAUCCUAGGAGACAUCUUCCUGAAGUUAACAAAUGAUGAGAAUAAUUUUCUGGACUACUAUGUUGCUUACCUGAGGGACCUGCCAGAAUGCAUCUCUCUGAUCCACGUGGUGAUCCUGAAGGAGGUAGAAGAAGAAAUCAAGUCUGAUCUCUACAUUCUGUUCUUCCAUAUAGUCCAGCGAAUCCCUGAAUACCUUAUUCAUCUACAGAAUGUCCUGAAGUUCACGGAGCAAGAGCAUCCUGACUAUUACCUGCUGCUGGUGUGUGUGCAGCGCCUCCGGGUUUUCAUCUCACACUAUAGUCUCCUCUUCCAAUGCAAUGAAGACCUGCUGAUACAGAAGAGGAAAAAGCUGAAGAACCCGACGAUGGAUUUCUCCUCCCUCAGGUCAUCCCUGGUGAAGCUGUACAAGGGUCUCACCUCCCAGUGUACAAGCCAGGAGGUUUCUCCAACACCCAGUGCAGCAUCAAUGCGGGACAGUGGGAUCCACACUGAAGAGACAAUACAAUCAUUCCCGGCAGCACCUUCCUCUGGCACAACAACCCCGCAUUUGAUGCCUCAGAUGAAGAAACCCCAGCCAACUGUGAUUGAGAACAUCCAGGCUGUAAAGCCCCCUGACUGGGAGAUGGAAAGUAGAAAACAUGAGAGGCCAGAGAACAUCCUUGCAUCCUCUCAGCUGACAGAGCAGGAACUGAAGGCUUUGACAGCCCCCUUACAAUCCAUCCCUGAAAUGGAGUAUGAAGCACCACCAGCUGAUGCGGUGGGAAACACUGAGAGAGCCAUCAGGACCUCCGUGGAGCUGCUGCAGGAUGCGAGGAACUUUGCACCAAGCUACGAAGAAUUUGACUACCCUGGGGAGGUUUUCACCAUGCCAGGCCCCUAUGAAGAAGACACCUUUCAAAACCUCGCUCUCUUUGAUAAUUGCUCUCCAGCCUCUUCCGAGUCCAGCCUAGAUAUUUGCUUCCUUAGGCCUGUUAACUUCACCUCAGAACCAGAGAGGACAGACCAUGCCUUACAGCCAUUGCCUAAGAGCUGCACUCCCGUGAGCAGCAGUACUUACAAGCGUGAGAUGUUCCACAGCAAAGGCAAGCAGCUGAGCAGGUCUCUGAAGGAGCUGCCGAGGAGCGCUGAGGGUGUGAGCACCAGACUCUACAGCACACGGAGCAGCAGUGGAAGUCGUCUGCAGCAGAAGCAGGAGAGGAAUGUUCAGCCUCACUUGAUCUCAGCUUCAUCUCGAAGCUCCCAAAGGAGCUACUUCCCCCCACAGAGAGGAGCGGGUGAAAAGCCGAGCUUUUUGGAAGAGCUCCAUGCAGAAGACAACACCAGGUUCUGCCAGAAGGAUGACAAUGAGCAAACAUCCUUCAGCGACCACAACCCGCGGCACGAGCCCAAAGGGGGUUUCCGGAGCUCCUUCCGCAAGCUCUUCAAAAAGAAAUAAGCAGCCCCAAGAAAGGCAGGCCACAGCCUAAGCACAACAGUGCUUCCCCAGGUCCCCGAGGGUGGAGACAGACAGCAAGGCCCCAAGGUUCCCCUGACUAACACGGAGGGUGGAGGGGUGGGGGAGAGGAGACUGUCACAACUGCCUUACAAACGCAUCCUGCUCUUUCUAGCACAGGGCAGGGCCAGGCUUUGGGUUGCAGUGGAGCUCAAACAGCAUGUCCAAAAAGCACAGGAACUUGCUAGCUUUCAUCCCUGCCUGACUUAACUUCCCUCAGUUUUGGAAAGCUUUGGCUGAAUCCCACUAUCUUCUCCUCCCCCUCAUCCCCCAAAACCGCUUGAUUUGCCAUACAUCUUUGCUCUUCCAAACUCAUGCCAGGUCUUAUUUGGGCUCACCCACAACAGAAGGGUUACCUUUGCAGCCCUGGCAUCCUGGCCAGAAGUCUAAAAUUCCCUUCUUUCCUCUACUUUCCCAAAAAACGUGCCAUCGAAGAUGUCUUCCAGGAGGCCAGCUCACAUUACCUGGGUGGUUUGAGAAGGUCUAAGGAGCAUCAGCUGAAGCACCUGAGUAUUGUACUGCUUAAUCAGCAACAUCCUUUCUUUUGGACUUCAAUCAUUCCCCAAAAUCCUCCUUCACCUUUUAUGUGGCACCCUGUUUAUUGAAUUGCCUCCUGCUGUAUGAAUCUCUGCUCCUGCUGUCAGAAUUGCCCAUGUCUCCAGGCAGGUGAUGCAAGCUGAGCCCAGGGAUUGCCACAAGAGACAAAGACCUUAUCCCCACUGUGGAUCAAUGCAGACACUGACAGAGUCAACCAGUGUCCUGGCUCCUGGUCUGUAACACAUCUGAAAUACACUUUGCUAAUAAUUCUUUGGCCUGACACCACCUUACAAGCCCAAUCACGUGCAGCUUUGGAAUGGUUCUUCCAGGUAAAAAUUAAGGCUCUAGGGCAGAAAAGUCAAUGGUGCACCAUGUUCAAAGUCAUAGUAUCUCCUUCUUCUGCAAGGACAGAACAACAAGGCCACACACGUGCCACCCUCCUCGCAUUUGGACAUGAGAAACCCUCCGCAACUUUGAUCUCUGCAGAAGACUGUAGCUUUUGUAUGGAAACACAGCCCUCUGAAGCAACACCCAUGUCACACCCCAGCAGCAAGGGCACCACUGGUGCAGUGGUGUUACCAGUGGAGUAGUACUGGUGAACUGUGGUGCUACCUGAAGCUGGGGCAUUCUGAGGGCACUUUCAAGAGGAAAUGUGGUUUUAUCACCUUGUUUUGAAAAGCUUGGGACACUGGUUUGUCUUAAAGGACAGCUUCACCUUAAGAGGUUGUGAACUGUCUCUGUGGGGCCAACAGCAAUGUCUUGGGGGAAAUGUGCAAGGCUGUGAGAUUAGGGGCUUGGGACUGUCAGCAUCAGCACAAGGGUGACUGAAUUUGGUGCCAAGAGAAGAGCACUCAUCAUGCUGCAUGGCUCUCCUGGCAGUGGCAACAGCACAGGAAAGCCUCAGAGCAGGUUUGGAUGCAGUGGCUAAUACCCACCACAGAUGCAGGGCCUAGAGCUCUCCCACAGUGUUGACUGACCUGCAUUUACCACCUGCUUUUCCUCUUCUGGUGGAAGCAAAGAGGUGUGUGUGAAAAGGGCACCUAAGACAGACGAAAUCCAUCCUUUAUUGCAAUUAGAGUUUUCCCAACAUUUCAAGAAUGUGACCAAGGAAAACCCCAGAGAUUAAAAUGUUUUAGCUGGUGCCUGUCCCAUAAAUUUCAAUGAAACUAAAAGUCAAUUCUCCUCCUUACAAAGAGGAAAGAAGUAUGAUACUUUCCUCCCCUAGCUGUAGGAAACUACUCUGGGAAGAUUUUUUUUUUUAAUUUAAGGCUUUUAAUGGCAAAAAACCCCACCCUUCCAUUCUUUCCCUCUCCCUCACAUCCUCAUUAAAUUACAAAUUCUCUAGCCCUUUCCAGUCAGGAUUGCUCCAUGCUGACCAGCCACAGAAUCACAAAGACAAUUCCUAGGACUUGGCAGCUUUCAGUCAGACUGUGUAGGGCAGGAUAGAAAUACAUUAAGAGCCAGAUACUUGUAACUGAAGCAUCAGCAAAGCCUGUUUGUUCUGCAAAA
Molecule: messenger RNA, 4851 nt
Organism: Manacus vitellinus (golden-collared manakin)
Lineage: Eukaryota; Metazoa; Chordata; Aves; Passeriformes; Pipridae
Gene: ARHGEF33
Product: Rho guanine nucleotide exchange factor 33
Exons: 16
Coding region: 316-2748 (810 amino acids)
Molecular function (GO): guanyl-nucleotide exchange factor activity
Source: RefSeq, a predicted model, not a curated record